Penicillium longicatenatum is the source of this 585-nucleotide messenger RNA. RefSeq names its product putative IgE binding protein. The transcript is spliced from 2 exons. Bases 1 to 585 code for a protein of 194 amino acids. The record is from RefSeq and is a predicted model, not a curated record. Lineage: Eukaryota; Fungi; Ascomycota; Eurotiomycetes; Eurotiales; Aspergillaceae.
AUGAAGGCCGUCAUUGCUUCCAUCGCUCUUCCUCUCCUGGCUGCGGCAGCGCCAGCUCCUGUUGCUACAGCCGCAGCCAACCCCCCAGCUUUCGGCGUUAUGGCCGUCCGCUCUGCCUCGCCAAUCCACUACAUGCAGAUGAACGCUGCAGGCCGGAAAUUCUACCUCGGCGGCACUACCGCCUCCUACUGCCCGAGUAUUGACGGCAUCGUGUGCCCUCCGGGUAACCAGACCGUUUUCGCUGCAGGUGGUAACGCCAUGGAUGUCGAGGUCCCUGGUGGUCAGCAGGUCUAUGUUGAUCCCACUGGUGCUCUGAGCUUUACUCAGGCCCACUCUGCUUCUAUUCCCGCGGAUUCUGCUGUCGGUGGUCUGAUUUACGAGACUGGCCAGCCCUGGUCUCACUACACCGUGAACAGCUGGGGUGCUCAGGGCUUCAUGGCUUGCCCGACUACCGAUAACCGUUGGCAGGUAUUCGCUGCUUUGCAGAACGCUACUGUGCCCUCCGGCGACGUGGCUGACUGUCUGGGCUUCUCUGCCAUCGCUUUGACCUACAGCGGUGAUAUCCCUGCUUGGCAGUACAUUUAA